AUGGAAAAGCUAUCCGAAUCGUGUACCGCAUUCGAAAAGUUCAAGGAUGCGUUGAAGCAAGGAGGCGAUAAGAAAACUAAGGAGAUACAGCAGUAUACGAAGACGUACUCGGCACACGACGAUUUGGAGGUGCAACUCAAGUCUGCAAUCAGCCGACUCCAGUUGGCAGAACACUACAAAAAGUCGCAAGAGAUUACUCAUAAGAUUAAAGAAGACGGGUUCCGUGAGACUAUUGCUGAAAGGGAUCAGACGAUUGAGUACCUGAUGAAUCAGUUGGCUCAGAAAGGGUGCAAGACCUGCAAGAGUUCGGAGAAGAGUGAGAAAAAACUCAGCUUCUUCGCAGGAUCAAAAUCCACGGAGGCCCAAAUUCAAUCUGCCAAAACUGACAACUACAUCAAAUCUCUCGAAUCGGAAGUCCAAAAUCUCAAAAAAAGUGUGAAAGAGAACGAGGAGUACUACGAGAACUCGGUGAGCAACUACGCCAAACAAAUCCAUGAAACCGUCAAAUACAUGCAUGAGCUUCGUUUGGAUUACGAGGCGAAGGAUCAUAUGUUGUGGAAGACGUUGGAAGAGCAGAAGAAGAAGAUUGAGGCGAUGGAGACGGAGCAUCAGAAGGCGUUGAAUGUAAUUGGAAAGCAGGAGUUGCAGUUGGAGGAUCUUCGGAAGAUAAGGGACGCCGUUGAGGAUGCAGACGCCGAAAAGCUCCAGAAUUCGCAGAAGGAUUCUGAAUAUCUCAGCUUCGACGUGGCACUUCUCACUCGUCAGUUGGAGGAGGCCAGGCAAGACAACCGUACCGCCCAAAAAGAGAUCAUCGAGCUAUCCGCUAAGCUUCUCAACAAGGAAAACGACCUGGAAACCGCUCAAAAGAAAAUCGACGAGUUGUCCGAUAAGCUUCUCGUCAAAGAAGCAGACGUGGAUGAUUUUCAACAGGAGAUCGAGAAUCUCCUUGAGGAUAUCCAAGAGCACAAAGCUCAAGAAGAGUUCCUAAACGAGAGCAUUCAACGAAUGGAGGCGGAGCAUGCGGAGGCGAUGCAAGAGUUGCAGGUGAUUAUCGACAAGCAGGAUGAUGACUUGGAGAAGUACCGGAUGGAGGAGGAGAAGGAGGCAAACGCCGUGGAGAGAUACUUUGCGGGAUUGAAGAUUGAUGAAGAAGGGGAACUGGAAGAGGAGGGAGAGAGAAGAGAGUCGGUCGAUUCGGAUGGCUGGAAGAAGUUGGAUGAGAGUGAUGGUAGUGAUGUGGAGGAGGAGGUUGAAGCUAACUAG
Messenger RNA from Caenorhabditis remanei, 1263 nucleotides. RefSeq lists its product as uncharacterized. The record is from RefSeq and is a predicted model, not a curated record. Lineage: Eukaryota; Metazoa; Nematoda; Chromadorea; Rhabditida; Rhabditidae. Bases 1 to 1263 code for a protein of 420 amino acids. The transcript has 3 exons.